CUUGCUUGUAUCAUAAGAAGAAGAAGAAGAAGAAGACGAAGAGGAAGCCAGCGGUAGAUUCAUGUCCGUCAGACUGACGUCAGUUCACCGGUGAGAAAUGAAGACUCUGAUGGUGUUUGAUUUUGACCACACUGUGGUCGAUGACAACAGUGAUACCUGGGUGGUCAGAUGCCUUCCAGAUCAGACUCUCCCUGACUCUGUGAAGAAUUCCUACAGAAAAGGCCACUGGACUGAGUUCAUGGGCCGAGUGAUGAACUACAUAGGAGACCAGGAGGUCAGCCCUGAUAGGGUCCGAAGUGUGAUGGAGACCAUCCCCUUCACAGCUGGAAUGACAGACUUGCUGACAUUCAUAUCACAGAAUAAAAGCACCAUCGACUGCAUCGUCAUCUCCGACUCCAACACCAUGUUCAUAGACUGGAUCCUCCACGCAGCUGGGCUCCAGGUGGCUGUUGACCAGGUUUUCACCAACCCAGCUAAGUUCAACGAGCUCGGGUACUUGGAGGUACAGUGCUACCACUCUCACGAUUGCAAUCGAUGCCCCGUCAACCUCUGUAAGAGGAAAGUCCUGGAGCUUUACCUGUCAGAGCGGUCUGAUGGAGAUGUGGAGUAUCAGCAUAUAUUUUACGUGGGCGAUGGCGGGAACGAUUUCUGCCCUACUUCCUGUCUGAGGAGGCAUGAUGUUGUGAUGCCCAGGAAGGGGUACACCCUGGAGAAACUGCUGGCCAAACGUGAAGGGCAGGAACACGACACGUCUUUGAGAGCCAGAGUCCUUGCAUGGAGCAGCGGCACAGACAUCCUCCAGGAACUGAAGGCUACUAUGCAGUUUUAGGCAGCGCCCAUAUAGAACAAUAUUUUACUGACUUCUCUGUUGUAAAGGAAAUAUUGCAAAUGUUGGGUCAGCACUGUAGGGUGCUCUUGCUGUUCCCUGCAGGAUUAUUUUAAAUAAUGACAGUGUUUAUCAUUUUAAAAGUAAAGGUAAAAUCAAGGUUGAUUCGAACAAACAAAUGGUUGCUUUCUUGCUAAGAAUCAGAUGAGAGGAAUGAUACCUCUCACAUGACUGGUCAGUUAAUAUAAAGCUACAGCAGUAGUUAGCUUAGCCCAGCGUAAAGACUGGAAGCAGGGUGAAACACUGAGCAUCCCAGCAGUUGUAGAGCUAAAUAGCAUUAUGUCUUAAUCCAGACAAAUUAAAUAUAAUGUGUUGACUGUGGUUUAUUAGUAAUACGUGUCGAUAGAUAUAGAAGAUAUAGAAGUCAUAAUAUUUGCUUUACAGGUGCUGGUUGAUGGAUUUAGUUUCCUUCGGACAGAGCUAGGUUUUGUGUUUCAACUAGCUUCCUGUAUUUUUGCCAGGCUAAACUAAUCUCCUCCUGUCUUCAUACUAAACAGACUGACAUUAGAGUUUAGCUUCAUGGUUAGCUACCAGCAAGAGAAAGCAAAUAAGCAUAUUUCCCCAAAACUACUCUUGUUGGUAUAUCCCAACCCCCAGACCAAUGUUCAGGUUUCCGCUCAGCUGUGGUUACCGUGUUCCAACAUGUUGUUCACCCAUCAGUACUUAAUGUAAGAGGGAAGAAUGUAAGAGAUCACUUAUUGGUUAUGUGUUCAGCCUUUGUGCAACCUUUAGCUAACUUAUGUUUAGAAGAUGAUUAAAAUAUCAGUAAUACUCUUAUUUAUGAUUUACUGACACACUCCUUUUUAAACACCUUUGUUUACAGCAGCAAUGGAGCUGCAGCCUCCACAUAGAUUUACAUCAGUUUCCUUUAAUAAGAUUUAAAGAAAUCAAACAGUAUUUUCAUCUUUAGAGAAACUUUAGACUUGUUUAUAGAAACUGCAGACGGCCCUUUCACGUAAAUUUCUCAUAAUGUCAAAGCAGUUUAAUGUUAGUUUUGAAACUGAAUUCACUAUUUUUAACAUUUUUACAUCUCAGGUCGGUGGUUUGAGGUCAUCCACGUAAAUCAGGUUUUGAUUAACCUGAUCAUGUUAACUCUGUGUUGUUUUUUUUUAAAUGACCUAAACCUAAUAAGUUUAAGCUAAAUGAACAAAUGAUGUCCUUAUUAUACAUUGUCCCAGAGGGUUUACUUGAGUAAUGUGGAUAUCAUUUCUGACCAAAUUGUUUUUCCAUUUGUCCAUCUACUGGAUGCUUCUCAUGUUUGAGCAGGUUUCAGGCUUUGUUCAGUAAUAUUAUCCAGAAUCUGUGCUAAUAUCGCUACAGUCCUGGGACUUUAUCCAGGUUUAUUAUACAGUUAACACUGGACUGUAGUGUUAAAGUGCUGUGCUAAUGCACCAGCAAUGCUUCAAAGGGAAUUUAAAUGUUCAGGAAAAACAUGUGUUUUGAGAUUUGUGUGUGACACUUGCGGCAACAUGCUAAUAUAAAUUAUAUAUUAUUCUUAAUCUUGUUCAUUAUAAUGAUGUAAUAACGACCAGAACCCUUGUGGAUUCCUUUUGUCAACCACUGAGUGACAAUAAAAAGCUCCUAUAACAAUGCA
Messenger RNA from Hippoglossus stenolepis (Pacific halibut), 2480 nucleotides. It is a transcript of the gene phospho2, whose product is annotated as phosphatase, orphan 2. Bases 98 to 829 code for a protein of 243 amino acids. Gene Ontology annotation, molecular function: phosphatase activity. The record is from RefSeq and is a predicted model, not a curated record. The transcript has 4 exons. NCBI's taxonomy places the organism in Eukaryota, Metazoa, Chordata, Actinopteri, Pleuronectiformes, Pleuronectidae.